CGGUCGCGCUUGUCAUUGCGUUGCGACGCGUUGUACCUUAACGACUCAAGUUAAUGAAGGUGUGCGGUCCAAAAAGAAUUUUAAAUUCAUUGCGCCAGAAAUAUGCACAAAGCCAUUAAAAAUAAAUCAAGGUUAUUAUGUGGCCUCAAAAGCUCGAAGGCAGACUUAACGACAGCCAAAUUUAUAUUGUACUAUGGACCCAGCGUAGCUGAUAGCGAUAUCUAUGAUCUGCAUGACUCCAAAAAUUUGCUAGAAGAUGAGCACCUGGAUUUGAACAAGAAUACUGUAUUGUAUUUGCAUGGAUAUCUGGAGGAUCCCGAUGUGGAGAGCAUACAUGUGAUUGCGGAGGCUUAUCUGGAACGCAAUGAUACAAAUCUAAUUGUUCUGGAUUGGGGUGAACUGGCCGAUGGUAAUUAUAUCUUUGAUGCGGUCGUCAAUGCCAAACAAUUGGGACCGGAACUAGCGAAAGUUCUGCUGGACAUGUUCGAACAUGGCCUGGACAUAGAGAAAUUUCAUAUUGUUGGACAUUCGUUAGGCGGCCAGAUGGCUGGUAUUAUAGGCCGUGAGAUUACUAGACGAUCCAAAGGUGUAUUGAAAAUUAAAAGAAUCACCGGCCUGGAUCCUGCCUUUCCCCUCUUCUACCUCACCGCUGGUCUGGCCGCACAUCUAAGCGCAAGUGAUGCAGAAUUCGUGGAUGUUAUUCACACAGAUGCUUGGUUAUAUGGUGCACCUAGCAGCACGGGCACCGCGGACUUUUGGCCAAACGGUGGCAAGACAUUGCAGCCAGGCUGUCCGAAGCGCAAUUAUAAAAUGCUCAGCGAUAAUGAUUUGUCUAGUCAUCGGCGCAGUUGGUGGUUCUGGGCGGAGAGCGUCUCGGACCGUUUUCCAAUUAAGUUCGAUGCGGUUGCAGCCAAAAGCUGGGAUGAUUUCAAACUAAACAAAAUUAUUGAAUCUGAGCAACCUGUUGUCAUGGGUCAUAAUUGUCCCACUAAUAUACAUGGCGAUUUUUACUUACAAACGAAUGGCUUGACGCCUUAUGCUCGUGGCAAGGAUGGCAUAAUCUAUGUGGAUCCCAAGGAGCUGUUAGGCAAUAACAAUACUUAUGAAGCUUCAGUACCUGCAAAGGUAGAGCAAUGAUAUGUGCUUAUGAUAUAUAUUUAUGUAUGUACUUGCAAAUAGCAUACAGUGUGUAAAAUAAAUAUGUUG
Molecule: messenger RNA, 1206 nt
Organism: Drosophila arizonae
Lineage: Eukaryota; Metazoa; Arthropoda; Insecta; Diptera; Drosophilidae
Product: pancreatic triacylglycerol lipase
Biological process (GO): lipid catabolic process
Molecular function (GO): serine hydrolase activity; lipase activity
Source: RefSeq, a predicted model, not a curated record